Molecule: messenger RNA, 1280 nt
Organism: Manihot esculenta (cassava)
Lineage: Eukaryota; Viridiplantae; Streptophyta; Magnoliopsida; Malpighiales; Euphorbiaceae
Product: gibberellin 2-beta-dioxygenase 6
Exons: 4
Coding region: 43-1080 (345 amino acids)
Molecular function (GO): dioxygenase activity
Source: RefSeq, a predicted model, not a curated record
AGUGUGUAAAAAAACAAGAAACAAACAGACAAACAAACAAAAAUGUCUGAAAUGAACCUCGAAUCCUACCCCCCUGUGUUUCGCCGGCAAAACACAAACCCUGAAGCUCAAGCUCAAGCUCAAAUCUCUUGCCUUGAUGAUAACGCCAAAGAAUUGAAUCAAGAAUUUGAUCCCAUCCCUGUUGUAGAUCUCCAGUGUCUCAACCUAGACGAGCUUGUAGAGGCUUGUAAACAGUGGGGCCUGUUUCGUUUGGUCAACCAUGGGGUUCCUUUAACCCUUGUGAGCCAACUUGAAGAUCAUUCCAAGAAGCUUUUCUCUCUAUCAUUUGAAUCCAAACAAGCACUGGUGGCCAGUAGCCCAGUGUCCUACUUCUGGGGUACCCCUGCCCUUACCCCAUCUGGGGAUUCCCUGUCAAGAAGCCCCCAGAAUAUCAACUGGGUCGAAGGUUUCAAUGUUCCUCUCAAUCAACUCUCUCAGUUUGAAGCUGAAGAUCCCACGUUUGAUUCUUUCAGACUUCUGUUGGAAGAAUAUGGAAGGCACUUGGCUGGACUUGCUACCACCAUAUUCCAAGCAAUGGCCAAAGCUCUCAAUCUAAGUCCUGACCAAUCCAAGGCUUAUCUCUCAGAAUCCACAGGAUUCAUACGUGUGUAUCGAUACCCUCAGUGCUCAAUGGCUGAUGAGACAUGGGGCAUGGAAGCUCACACAGACAGCUCAGUUCUUUCAAUAUUGAACCAGGAUCUUGGUGGGUUUGAACUUCUCAAGGAUGAUAAGUGGCUCCAGGUUCAGCUCAUUCCUGAUACGUUGAUUCUAAACCUUGGAGAUAUGAUGCAGGCAAUAAGUGACGAUGAAUAUAAGAGUGUUAAACACAGAGUGAAGCCGAACAAACAUGGAGAGAGAUACUCAAUCUGCUACUUCGUUUUCCCCGCUGAAGGAAGUGUGAUACAGAGUUCAAAGUACAAGCCUUUCACUUACAGUGACUUCCAGGCUCAAGUUCAGCAAGACAUAAAGACCUUGGGGUCUAAGAUUGGGCUUGACAGGUUCAGGUUCAACCAGACUGAGGCUGACGAUCCUGCAAGCUGAGACAACCAACGGAGAAGAUGAACAAUCUCGUAUGAUCCUUCUUGUUGUAGUAAUAGCAGAUAAUGGAGAAGUGGGCUUCAAUGGAGUUUGGUGCCUGUGUGCAUGAAUGUGUGGGCAAUAAGCUGCCUUCUUUUUAAUUGCUUUUUCUUUUUUUUUUUUUUUAUUUAACAAGCCAAGUUCCAAUAGCCAAUGCUAAUGUA